AUGGCGGCGCCCGGAGCCGAGCGCGAGUGUGCGGAAGCGGAGCUCUGCGCGGACAGCCAGGGGGGCUCGGGCGUGAAGGUGGUGCCCCCCUCGGAAGCUGCCGCCCCCGCCCCGCUUUGCCCUCACGGACCUACCCUUCUGUUCGUAAAGGUGAGCCAAGGGAAGGAAGAAACACGGAGGUUUUAUGCCUGCUCAGCCUGUAGAGACAGAAAAGAUUGCAAUUUUUUUCAAUGGGAAGAUGAAAAGCUGUCAGGAGCCAGACUCGCUGCCCGGGAAUGUCACAACCGAAGAGGUCGGCCUCCCCUCUCCCGGUUGCAAUGUGUGGAAAGGUACUUGAGGUUCAUCCAGUUGCCCUUGACUCAGAGAAAGUUCUGUGAAAGCUGUCAACAAUUGCUGCUACCAGAUGACUGGGGAGUGCACGGAGAGCAUCAGGUAGUGGGUGACGUUUCUGUCACCCAGUUAAGAAGACCCAGCCAGCUCCUUUACCCUCUGGAGAACAAGAAGGCAAAUGCCCAGUAUCUAUUUUCAGAAAGGACCUGUCAGUUCUUGGUUGGCCUCCUUUCCACCCUGGGCUUCAGAAGGGUACUCUGUGUUGGGACACCAAGGUUGCAUGAACUGAUCAGGUUGACAACUUCUGGUGGCAAGAAGUCUAACCUUAAAAGCCUUUUAUUGGAUAUUGAUUUUCGGUAUUCACAGUUUUAUAUGGAGGAUAGCUUUUGCCACUAUAACAUGUUUAACCACCAUUUUUUUGAUGGAAAGCCUGCCCUUGAAGUAUGCAGAGCAUUUUUACAGGAAGAUAAAGGGGACGGAGUCAUUAUGGUGACAGACCCUCCUUUUGGUGGCUUGGUUGAACCUCUGGCCAUUACAUUCAAGAAGUUAAUUGGUAUGUGGAAAGAAGGUCAAAGCCAAGAUGACAGUCAGCAAGAAAUGCCCAUUUUCUGGAUUUUUCCCUAUUUUUUGGAAGCUAGAAUUUGUCAGUUUUUUCCGAGUUUCUGCAUGCUGGAUUAUCAGGUAGAUUAUGAUAACCAUGCACUUUAUAAACAUGGAAGGACAGGUCGUAAACAGUCUCCUGUGCGUAUAUUUACCAACAUUCCACCCAACAAAAUAACCCUUCCUACUGAAGAAGGAUACAGAUUUUGCCCUCUGUGUCAACGAUAUGUUUCUCUUGAAAAUCAACACUGUGAGCACUGUAAUUCUUGCACAUCCAAGGAUGGCAGGAAGUGGAAGCACUGCUUUCUCUGCAAAAAGUGUGUAAAGCCUUCCUGGAUCCACUGUAGCUUUUGCAAUCACUGUGCUGUCGCAUAUCAUUCAUGUGAGGGCCCUAAAGACGGCUGCUUUAUUUGUGGUGAACUGGAUCACAAACGCCGUUCUUGCCCUAACAUCAGCACCUCGAAGAAAGCCAACAAAGCUGUCAGAAAGCAGAAGCAAAGAAAAAGUAAUAAGAUGAAAAUGGUGACCACUAAAGGACAAUCCAUGAAUCAUACAUUCGGUACAAGGAAAAGGAAGAGGAGGGACAGAGUGCAUCAAUAUCUCUGCUCCUAAAAGUCCAGUGACUUGAAAAUAAGGAAGAUUUAUGCUCCAUCCUUUGAUGCCACUUUCUGUAAGUGCCACACUGGACUUAAAUUCAGUGGCUUUCAGAGGUGGUGCCCCUUCCUCAGCUCAGUAAUAGGCAGGUGGCAUUUGCUGGUUUGUAGACCCCUCCUCUGCCUCUGAGACUGGGAGUUGUUCCUCCUAGGCUGUUACCAGCUCUCACUGCAGGCUUUUUCAUCCUCAAAUCUUUCUCAGUCUUACUACUUUGGCCUCUCUUGUCUGAAAAAUGGGCAUAGCGCUGCUGUUUGCAGUGUCAGAAGAAAAUGCAAAUACAAAUCUAUGAAGUUUGUUCACAUUGAACACAAAAAUGUUACUAAAUAAUAAACAAUGUUUUAA
Molecule: messenger RNA, 1926 nt
Organism: Octodon degus (degu)
Lineage: Eukaryota; Metazoa; Chordata; Mammalia; Rodentia; Octodontidae
Gene: Zcchc4
Product: zinc finger CCHC-type containing 4
Exons: 13
Coding region: 1-1542 (513 amino acids)
Biological process (GO): rRNA methylation
Cellular component (GO): cytoplasm; nucleolus
Molecular function (GO): nucleic acid binding; rRNA (adenine-N6-)-methyltransferase activity; zinc ion binding
Source: RefSeq, a predicted model, not a curated record